AUGGAUGGCUACUAUUCCCACUCCCAGCUGCCUCCGCAGGAGCUGCAGCCCCAGCUCUCUCAGCAGCAAGAUCAACAGCACCAGCACCAGCAUCAACAUCAACAUCAGCAACAGCACCAGCACCAGCACCAGCAACACCAGCAUCAUCUUCGGGGAGGAAGUAUGAGCAUGUCCAUGCAACACUCUCUCCAGCAGCCAGGCAUGUCCCAGGUGAUGCAAGAGCCGUCUAUGCUUUCUGGUGACUCGCUCGACGAGAUGAUGCGGAACAGCCAGGAAGGCGCCCAGCGCCGCCGGAGCAUGCCGCACGCGUACGGCAACCAUGGGCAGCAAGAACAAAACCAAAGGCGCAUGUCGGCCAUGGGAGCUUCAGACUUGGUCGGGUUUGGGGCCGACGAGACGGACCUCAGUGGCUUCCAGUUCAACCAGUCCAUGGGGCCUCCCUCGGGCCUUUCCAACAUCAACACCAGCCUCGGCAUGCCAGACCAGAUCGGAAGCUUCAUGACCGAUCCCAAUGACUAUUCCACAAUCUCUCCUGACUUGAUGGGCCAAAUGAUACCAGCAUCAUUUGCCAACAUGGACAUGGGCCAAAUGGCCAACGAUCCUUCCAUGGGCUUGCUGUCAGCACCAGGCAACGCGCCUGGUUCCAUGGCCGGAACCUUCAGCCCCGAUCAGAUGGCUCAGCUUGGGACCGAGUUUUCAAUGAACGUCAACUCGGACUUGGCCAAUCUGCCUGCGACGACUGGUGGCGCUUCGGGCCCUGCAGGGGGAAUUGGUGAUGGCGACGAUGACAUGAUGGGCAUGCAGCAACAGCAGUUCGGCUCAAUGAGUUCAAUGUCCAAUGCGCCCGCCGCCAAUACCAUGAACCUCAACCCAAGCGCAGGUGGGCUUGCCCAAAGCAUGCCUCCGCCAAUGUUGCGUCAUGUCUCAUCCGGUUCUGGGAUAUCCCCUCAGCGUGGAAACUCUACCACCAGUGUCACGCAGCAAAGCGCCGCCUCGGACGCAAACACACCCGCUACUGUGUCGACGCCACGCGAGUCCAAGGAGAAGACGAUUUACUCCAAGAGCGGCUUCGACAUGCUGAAGGCUCUCUGGCUGGUUGCGACUCGCAAGGACCCCAAGAUCCACCUAGGUGCAGUCGACAUGUCGUGCGCCUUCGUCGUUUGCGACGUUACCAUGAACGACUGCCCAAUCGUAUACGUGUCCGACAACUUUCAAAAUCUUACCGGCUACAGCCGCCACGAAAUCGUCGGACAAAACUGCCGAUUCCUUCAGGCGCCAGAUGGCAAGGUCGAGGCCGGGUCAAAGCGCGAGUUUGUCGAUGAUGGUGCUGUCUACAACCUCAAGAAGAUGAUUCACGAAGGUCGUGAGGUGCAGCAGAGCCUCAUCAACUAUCGCAAGGGAGGAAAGCCGUUUCUCAACCUGCUGACCAUGAUACCAAUUCCUUGGGACACCGACGAUAUCAGGUACUUCAUCGGGUUCCAAAUCGACCUCGUCGAGUGUCCGGAUGCCAUCUCUGGCCAAGAGCUGGGUGGGGUGAAGGUCGACUACAAACACAGCGACAUUGGCCAAUACAUCUGGACACCACCGGCGUCAAGUCAGUGGGAGCCCGAAAGCGGCCAGACGCUAGGGGUUGACGACGUCUCGACACUGUUGCAGCAGUUCAAUCCCAAGGGGCUUGUCUCGGACUGGCACAAGCAGUCAUGGGACAAGAUGUUGCUGGAGAACACCGACGACGUUGUUCAUGUCCUUUCUCUCAAAGGCCUCUUCCUCUACUUAUCACCUUCCUGCAAGCGUGUCCUGGAAUACGAUGCCGGAGAUCUCGUGGGCAAUUCGCUGUCCUCCGUCUGCCAUCCGUCGGAUAUCGUUCCCGUGACGCGCGAGCUCAAGGAUGCGACGACGGGCACACAAGUCAACAUAGUCUUCCGAAUUCGAAGAAAGCGCAGCGGCUACACAUGGUUCGAGAGCCACGGCUCUCUCUUUGUCGAGCAAGGCAAGGGCCGCAAGUGUAUCAUACUCGUCGGUCGCAAAAGGCCAGUGUUUGCUCUCAGCAGACAGAACCUCGAAGCGAAUGGCGGCAUCGGCGACAGCGAGCUUUGGACAAAGCUGUCGACCUCGGGCAUGUUUCUCUACGUCUCAUCGAACGUUCGAUCGCUCCUUGACUUGCAGCCAGAGUCGCUGGUGGGCACGAGCAUCCAGGACUUGAUGCGUAAGGAGUCACGUCCGGAUUUCGGUCGUGCUAUCGAAAAGGCAAGGAGAGGCAAGAUCGUCACUUGCAAACACGAAGUCCAAAACCGUCGUGGGCAGGGGCUACAGGCGCAAACGGUCCUAUACCCCGGAGACGCAAGCGAAGGCCAGAAGCCAUCGUUUUUACUGGCACAGACGAAGCUUCUCAAGGCCUCGUCUCGCAGCCUUGCUCCAGCUAGCGGCGCUGGAAGCACCAGGUCAGUAUCAGCGACGCCUCGGAGCAACAGCCACUCCCAGCUUGAUCUUGGUGACGGGCACGUGUCGCAACCGGGUGGUGGACACUUGGCGCCGGGCACGCAAGACGCCGCGCUCGCCUCGGACGAUAACAUCUUCGAUGAGCUUCGGACGACAAAGUGUUCAAGCUGGCAAUUCGAGUUGAGACAGAUGGAGAAGGUGAACCGAAUCCUUGCCGAGGAGCUCGGCGGCCUUCUUUCUAAUAAGAAGAAGCGGAAGCGAAGAAAGGGCGUGGGCAAUAUCGUCCGAGACUGUGCCAACUGCCACACGCGCAACACGCCCGAGUGGCGAAGAGGGCCCAGCGGGCAAAGGGAUCUUUGCAACAGCUGCGGCCUUCGUUGGGCGAAGCAGACCGGUCGUGUGUCUCCACGAAACUCCUCAAGGGGAGGCAACAACGGAAAUGGUGAUUCGCAGAGCAAAAAGCCCAGCUACAGCGGCGAGUGGUGCACCAUCGGCAACUGGUCAGAACUCUUCAACGGCGAUGCCUCCACCUAG
Molecule: messenger RNA, 2973 nt
Organism: Purpureocillium lilacinum
Lineage: Eukaryota; Fungi; Ascomycota; Sordariomycetes; Hypocreales; Ophiocordycipitaceae
Product: blue light receptor
Biological process (GO): regulation of DNA-templated transcription
Cellular component (GO): nucleus
Molecular function (GO): sequence-specific DNA binding; zinc ion binding; protein binding
Source: RefSeq, a predicted model, not a curated record